Molecule: messenger RNA, 7353 nt
Organism: Menidia menidia (Atlantic silverside)
Lineage: Eukaryota; Metazoa; Chordata; Actinopteri; Atheriniformes; Atherinopsidae
Source: the annotation of a GenBank genome assembly
CCAAGUUCAGCUCAGUGCUCCCCAGCCGGCACACAGCUCCUCUCUGCUGCUGUUGUCAUUUUCCCUCAAUGGUUCUGUUUUCUCGCCUGUUGGUUAGUGUUGUGUGCUUUUCCAUGAGGUAUCUGGACACCGAGAGGAUGCGCAUUCUGGAGAGACAAACCUUUAAAGUUGUCUGUUCGCUCGCUCCGAGGCGGUGUUAGUGGACACAUAAAUGGUUUUGGAGUUGGAAUGAACAAUGGUGCGGCUCCUUGGUGCUCUGACCGGGGGCAUGCUCGCGUGUCGGCUGCAGCUCCUGCUCUGCGUGCUGGAGUUGGAGCUCGUAGCUGGGGCGUCUACUUUCCAAGGUUUCUAUCUUCCACCUGCGAGCGGGUCGCUUCUUCCACCUGCCCGGAGGACAGACGGUGUGGUGCGGACCAUUGACCGGAUUUACCAUGGAGGAGGGAAGGUUGGCUACCUGGUGUACCUGGAUGGGAGCCGCUUUCAGUUGGACAUGGAGCGAGAUGAAACGGUGUUGUCGCAUCACUUCAGCCCACAAUAUGUGCUCGCUAUGAUGGGGCAGAGCCCUGCGCUUUUGCGGCGUGAGUGUGCGUACCGCGGGACUGUCAACUCCAGCCCGGAGUCCUUAGCCGUCUUCAGUCUCUGUAGAGGGGGUCUCGAGGGCUUCUUCGCCGUGAAUCAGUCACGCUAUACCAUCACGCCUAUCAUUAGGGCAAAGGGACACGAGCACGAUGCGCGUACCCUCCAGGACAAGGACGCAGAGAGCGCGCUCCACGCGUUCACGCGCGAAAGUUUCAGUUUCGAGGCACCGAGCGAAGGACGCGAGAGCUGCGGGACUCACGACAAGCGCAGGGGACGCAGAGACGCACUGGGGCGAAGGCGGAGCAGAGAUCGUGGGAAAGGGAGACGGGACAGGGAGGGACUCGCCACGCACGAUGACCACGACUCCCGCGCGCGGAGACGGUGGAGCCGGCUCGUCAGAGCCGCGGCCGCGGAGCCCGGCGCACGGCGCAAGAGGUCAGUGUCCCGCGCCAGGCAAGUGGAGCUGCUCUUAGUGGCUGAUGACACCAUGACCAAAAAGUACGGCAAGGACCUGAACCACUACCUGCUUACACUGGCCUCCAUCGCCUCUAAACUGUACGGACACGCCAGCAUCGAGAACCCCAUUCGCCUCUCUGUGGUGAAGGUGGCCGUGCUCAGUGAGAAGGAGAAGGGGCUGGAGGUGUCCAAGAACGCCGCAGCGACACUCAAGAGCUUCUGCAAGUGGCAGAACCAGCAAAACCCUCUGGAUGACGACCACCAACACCACCACGACGCGGCCAUCCUCUUCACCAGGCAGUACGAGCACAUAACUGAGGUCAGCACGCUGGCAAGGGGGCAUAAGUUCUGCGUGCCAAACACCUUGAUUCUCCACUACUGCCGCUACACCUGCAGGAGCGUAGUGAAAGACCUGGAGAGGGGGGGGAUUCUCGGAUGUUUGGUUUUGGCUGGGUUGGGAAGGGACCUCUGUGGCCACCACUCCUGCGACACCCUGGGCAUGGCGGACGUCGGCACCAUCUGCUCUCCAGAGAGAAGCUGUGCAGUCAUUGAGGACGACGGGCUUCACGCCGCGUUCACCGUCGCUCAUGAGAUCGGUCACUUGCUGGGUUUGUCACAUGAUGACUCAAAGUUCUGUGAGGAGCGUUUUGGGGUGAACAGCGACAAGCGGCUCAUGUCCUCCAUUCUCACCUCCAUCGACGCCUCCAAACCUUGGAGCCGCUGCACCUCAGCAACCAUCACAGACUUCUUUGACGACGGCAACGCCGAAUGUCUCCUGGACUCUCCUCGCCUGCCUCUCCUCGGCCCCGAAGAACUCCCAGGACAAAGCUACGACGCCGUGCGCCAGUGCCGCCUGGCCUUUGGGCCGGAGUACACCGUCUGUCCAGGCAUGGAUGUGUGUUCUCGGUUGUGGUGCGCCGUCAUACGCCAGGGACAGAUGGUGUGCCUGACCAAGAAGCUGCCGGCGGUGGAAGGAACGCCAUGCGGGAAAGGACGCAUCUGCCUGCAAGGAAAGUGCGUGGACAAGACCCGCAAGAAGCACUACUCGGCAUCCAACCAUGGAAGCUGGAGCUCUUGGGGUCCUUGGGGUCCAUGCUCCAGAACUUGUGGAGGCGGGGUUCAGUUUGCCCAGCGUUUGUGCAACAACCCACCACCACGGAACAACGGGCGCUACUGCACGGGCAAGAGGGCCAUCUAUCGAUCCUGCAGCGUCCUCCCGUGCCCGGCAUCCAAUAAGAGUUUCCGGCAGGAGCAGUGCGAGCUGCGCAACGGUCCCCAGACAGAUCCAAAGGGGGUGAAGACUUUUGUGGAGUGGGUGCCCAAGUACGCAGGAGUCCUCCCCAAAGAUGUGUGCAAGUUAACAUGCAGAGCUAAAGGGACGGGCUACUAUGUGGUGUUUUCUCAAAGGGUGGCAGACGGGACGGAGUGCCGUCCUCACAGCAGCUCGGUGUGUGUGAAAGGGAAGUGUGUCCGCACAGGCUGCGACGGCAUCAUUGGCUCCAAGCUCCAGUUUGACAAGUGUGGGAUAUGCGGAGGCGACAGCACCGGAUGUGUGCGGGUGAUCGGGAACUUCACAAAGAAGAGCAAAGGCUACACUGAUGUGGUGAAGAUCCCCACCGGCUCCACUCACAUCAAGGUUCGUCAGCAUAAGGCCAAGGAUCAGACCCGCUACAGUGCCUACCUGGCACUGCGACGGCCCAGCGGCGACUACCUCCUGAAUGGCAAGUUCAUGAUCUCCACCUCAGAGACGAUCAUCCCUCUCAAUGGUUCUUUGCUCAACUACAGCGGCUGGAGCCAGCGGGACGAGUGGCUCCACAGCAUGGGCCCCGCGGCUCUGCAAGAACCUUUAGUGGUCCAGAUUUUGGCUACAGAUGCCAAAAAGUCCCUGGAUAUCCGUUAUAGCUUCUUCAUGCCGCGGGGGACAGCUCCGCAGCAGCCGUCUGUUCAGAAACUGACCGCCACACACAGCACCACAACUACAUCCACAACAACCAGAGCCACCACGUCCACCACCACCACCACCACCACCAGCACCACCACCAGCACCUCUGCUCCCACAGCUCUGGUCCCUCAGCCACCUUUAGCGCCUGGCACCCCAGCCAAGCCGCCAGGGCCCCAGUGGGUAACGGGACCCUGGAUGGCGUGCUCCAGGACUUGCGAUAAUGGCUGGCAGAGCCGGACGGUGCAGUGUAAGGACCAGGACGGAAAACUAUCGAAGGGCUGCGUGCUGAGCGCCCACAAGAGCUUCAACAAUAGGAAACGCUCCCCGUUCAUCAAGCGCACAGGCUCUCCAAUAGAUGGGUCGUUCCACCUUAAGACCUCAGCGGCCCCUUUCAGCUCCCCUCUCCCUCCGGAGAAGAGUAGCGGAACCCGGCCACGGCGCACCACAGUCGGCCUGGCACACGAGCAGAGCGCCUGGGAGGAGAGCACCGUGGUGCCGGUCAGAUUAAACCCGGAGGAGAAGGAGGAAACGGCCGUGAGGUUGUACCGGUUGGACGUAUUCGAAGAGCAGUUAUUUUUGCGAGUAGAGCCAGACAACAGCUUCGUGGCUCCGGGGUUCGUCUUCCAAAUCCUGGACACUCCUGAGUCCGAGCCGACGUCGGCACCAGAGAGCGAGUGUUUCUUUUCGGGCACGGUGAACAGAGACAUCCUCUCAGUCGUGUCGCUCAACCUCUGCAAUGGAAUGAGUGGCGCAAUUGCUUUUAACGGCAAAGAGUACGUGAUUCAACCCCUGGACAAGGACGGAGACCUGCACAGGAUUCGCCGGAGACACAUCGCAACUUGGCUUGAUAAGGGCAGCUCCAAGUGUGGGGUCAACGAGGACGAAGAGAGGGUGCCAAAGAAUCUGGAGAAAGAAGGCAGCCAGGGAGCGCCUAACGCAGAGCAGACAGGCCACCACAGGACCAGGCGCUUCGUGUCCACUCCCCGCUACCUGGAGAUCAUGGUGGUGGCCGACCAGUCCAUGGCUGAGUUCCACGGCGCAGGGCUUAAAUCUUACCUUCUGACCAUCAUGGCUGUGGCCUCCCGCCUCUACCGCCACCCCAGCAUUCACAACUCCAUCAACCUGGCUGUGGUGAAGCUGCUGGUGGUGUACGAGGAGGAGCGGGGCCCUCAGGUCUCAUCCAACGCCGCCAUGACCCUCCGCAACUUCUGUCAGUGGCAGCGCCAGCACAACCCCCCAAGUGACCGCCACGCAGAGCACUACGACACGGCCGUGCUCUUCACCAGGAAGGACCUGUGUGGAGCACACUCCUGUGACACUUUGGGCAUGGCGGAUGUUGGCACGGUGUGUGACCCGGACCGAAGCUGCUCCAUUAUUGAGGAUGACGGACUGCAGGCGGCAUUCACCGUGGCACACGAACUGGGCCACGUCUUCAACAUGCCUCAUGAUGACGCCCAACUGUGUUCUGGGGUCAACGGUGCACACUGGGGCUCCCACAUGAUGGCGUCCACCCUGUCCAACCUGGACCAGCAGCAGCCGUGGUCUCCCUGCUCGGCCCUUAUGAUCACCAGCUUCCUGGACAACGGUCAUGGUCAGUGUCUGCUGGAUAAGCCGGCCAAGCCCCAGCCCCUCCCCGAGCCGCUGCCAGGGACGGUGUACGACGCGGACCAUCAGUGUCGGCUGACGUUUGGCGAGGACUCCCAGCAUUGUCCAGACCUCAGCACCAUGUGCGCGGCUCUCUGGUGCACCGUGACCACAGCCAACGGUUUGCUGGUUUGCCAGACCAAGAACUUCCCCUGGGCUGAUGGGACGUCGUGCGGGCUGGAGAGCUACUGCCUAGCGGGACAGUGCCUCACAAAGAGUCAAGCCGCCAAACACCAGAUUCCCGUUAAUGGUGGUUGGGGAGUUUGGGGUCCCUGGGGGGACUGCUCCAGGACUUGCGGUGGAGGAGUUCAGUACUCCUUCCGUUCGUGUGACAGUCCUUUACCAAAGAAUGGAGGCAAGUACUGUGAGGGCAAAAGGAUCCAGUACCGUUCCUGCAACACAGAAGCCUGUCCUGAUACCAACGGCCUGUCAUUCCGUGAGGAGCAGUGUCUGGCUCACAAUGACAUGUCAGCUCAGGUUUCACUGGGUUCGGGCGAGGGUGUCGAGUGGGUGCCCAAGUAUGCUGGCGUUUCACCCAAAGACCGCUGCAAACUGGUGUGCCGGGCCAAAGGCACCGGCUACUUCUUUGUCCUCAAAUCCAAGGUGGCUGACGGGACUCCCUGCAGCCCGGACUCUACCUCGGUUUGUGUUCAGGGCCAGUGCGUCAAGGCUGGCUGCGACCGCGUCAUCGGCUCCAACAUGCGCUUCGAUAAGUGCGGAGUCUGUGGUGGAGACGGAUCCACCUGUAAGAAAGUGUCGGGCUCUCUGGAACGCGCUAGGCCGGGUUAUCAGGACGUUGUAACUAUCCCUGCCGGUUCCACCCACCUGGACAUCAAACAACGGGCCCCGGGCAACAGUCGCCACGACAAUAGUUACUUGGCCGUGCGUCGUCAGGACGGAACAUAUCUGUUGAAUGGCGAUUAUAAACUGAUGACCAUUGAGACCGAUAUCGCUCUGAGGGGAGCGCUGCUGAGGUACAGCGGCUCCUCCGCCACCCUGGAGCGCCUCCGCAGCUUCGCUCCUCUCCCCGAGCCCCUCACCAUCCAGGUGCUGUCCGUGGGGGAGGCUCCGCGGCCCCGAGUGAAAUACAGCUACUUUACCCCGCGGCCCGCCAACACUGCCUCCGCCUCCGACAACAAUGGAGGCCGCCGCCAGUCAAUCAAUGCCAUCCGGGAGGUGGGAGGGGCUGAGUGGACCCUGAGGGAGUGGGGUCCAUGUUCCCAGACCUGUGGUGGAGGAACGCAACAAAGAGAGGUUUUAUGCCUGGACCCCCAAGCACGCGUGUCCAAAGACUGCCCUGAGGAACUCCGCCCUUUGGCCUCACGGUCCUGCUCCUCCCAGCCCUGCCCCUCCUGGCUUCUGGGGGAAUGGUCGCUGUGCUCUAAAACCUGUGGCCGGGGCUUCCGCAAGCGUCAACUGCGCUGCGUCGGGUCGGACGGCCGCACGUUAACCCACGACAGCUGUGACCCCAAAGACCGGCCACGACCUCUGCUGGAACUGUGCAAUCAGAGCGCCUGCUAAGGACUGCAUCCCGAGCCGGACCUCCGCUCGUCCCAGCGCUCAGACCACAGCUCUGACCCGCACUGCUCCACGUCCAUGCAGACACUCUAAAGAGGCCAGUAAUGUUUACGUCUCGAGCUGGAGAGCUUCAGAUGAGUCCACCAUGACUGUCACUUCCAAUCUUUUACUCAUUCCUUCCAUCCAUCCCGGGUCCCCUGCGGGAGCAGCAGAGGGCCCGGGUCCAGCUUUACACCGGUCAGCAGUGGCACAUCUGACCUUACAGGAAGGGGAAUCAUUCCAGAUUCCCCUAAAAGACCAUGCUGCUUACCAUGCUAAUGUCAUACUUGUUUGUGAGACUGAGACUAUUUUAAUGUGUGUCAAAUUUUUAUGCAUGUGUUUGUUUGUCCAAGCUGGGCUGGACACACCUGUAAGAUUUAAAGUGGGGGAGGUUACUGCAGAGUAUAUAAAGAAACAAGAGAGUAGCUCACAGUCUAUUUGCUCACCCCAUCAGGUAUGGAAAAUACGAAAGCUCACAGUGUUUAUGUUCAAACUUCAGUCCACACUUAUUUAUCAUAAACUUUAAGCACUUCUUCUUUGUUAUUUGGGGGGUUUGGGUUUUUUUUGUUUUGUUCUGCCAGCGGCACAUUGUAUCAACCAGUUUCUCAAAAUGCCUCAAUUCUUUGUUUUUUUAGCCAUAUCUUGCCCUCAUCAACACAGCCUUUAUUGAGGGAACUCUUCAAAGACCAAAGAGGAUCGUGUGUGUGAAUGUGCGUGCGUGUUUGUGUGUGCGCGGAGACCUAAUGAGGGACUUGUCUCCUGCUACUACUUCAUAAGUAAGUCUCUCCUGCCUUCUGCGAAGGCUUUUUUCAUGUGUUCUCUUUUUUUCCUUUUGUACAGAAUAUCCUCGUUUUAUUUAUUUUUGUACAGCCUGUUAAAUAUAAUCAUGUGGCUUUAUAAAUAUUUUUUAUUGAGAUUACAGAAGGAAGUAGAAUAUAUAGAGUAUUUAUAUACAGUGUUUUAUAUAUAGAUAUGUGUCCUAGGUUCAUGAAUAAAGCAUCACAUGGACUUGUGCAGGUGACAUCUCCGAAGUAGUUUGUCUUUUUAGAGGUUGGAAGGUGCACUGAUCUCUGACCCGCAGUUCAAUAAAAACUCUUUUUCCACAAAUAUGCAAUAUUUACAUGCAACUGACUGCUGAUUCUCUCAUGAAAUACCAUCACAGGUGGCUUUGAUCU